This is a messenger RNA of Aureococcus anophagefferens, 1044 nucleotides long. RefSeq lists its product as hypothetical. The coding region runs from base 1 to 1044 and encodes 347 amino acids. The transcript is spliced from 3 exons. Gene Ontology annotation, molecular function: dioxygenase activity. Lineage: Eukaryota; Pelagophyceae; Pelagomonadales; Pelagomonadaceae. The record is from RefSeq and is a predicted model, not a curated record.
AUGCGCGGCGAGUACGACGAAACCGACGUGCGCGCCCUCGGCCGCGCCUGCGCGUCGCCGGGCUUCUUCCACGUCGUCAACCACGGCGUGCCCGCGGCCGUCAUCGCAAACUUCGAGGCCGCGAUGCGCGAUUUCUUCGCGCGACAAACGCCGGAGCAGAAGCGGCGCGUCAAGCGGACGGCGACGAACUCGCGGGGCUACGCGGACGACGAGUUCACGAAGCGGACGCGGGACGUCAAGGAGAUGUACGACUACGGCCACCGCCCGCGCCGCGACUUGCCGCCGGACGCUCCCGAGAACGUCGUCCUCGACGGCCACAACCAGGGCAGCAAAAGGCUCCCCGACGGCCUGCCGGGCUUCGCGGGCGCCGUCGAGGCCUACUACGACGCCUGCGCGCGCGUCUGCGACGGCCUGCUCCGCGGCGUCGCGGCGUCGCUGGACCUGGACCCCGGCGCGUUCGACGGGUUGUUCGGCGGCGGCCACACGUCGUACCUGCGGAUGAACUACUACCCGCCGCACGCCGGGGCGAGGUUCGCGGCGGCGGAUGCGAAUUUGGACGACGAGCGCCUCGCGGCCGGCGCCGAGGACGACCAGGCGACGCCGCUCGAAGCGCUCGGCGGCCCGCGGCUCGGCGUGAACCGCCACUUCGACGCCGGGUGCCUGACGCUGCUCUACCAGGACCCGAGCUGCAGCGCCCUCCAGGUGAACGUGCGCGCCCACGCGGGCGGCGCGCCGAGAUGGGCGUCCGUGGACCCCGUGGCCGGCGCGCUCACGGUCAACGUGGGCGACAUGCUCCAGGUGCUCUCGAACGGCGCGUACCGCGCGCCCGAGCACCGCGUGCUCGCGUCGGCGCCGGGAGCCGAGCGGUUCAGCGCGCCCUUCUUCUACAACCCGGCCUACGACGCCGAGGUGCGGCCCCUCGCGGGAAACGCGCCCCGCUACGGGCCCUUUUCCUACGGCUACUGGCGGCGGCGCCGCUUCGAGGGCGACUUCGCCGACGAGGGCAAGCCCGAGAUCCAGAUCUCCGACUACCUCCUCGAGUAA